GCAGUUGUUUUUGCCUAUUGUAUUACAGGGAUUAUACAAAGAAAAGAACGGAUCAUGUGAUGAAUACAACACUGUAUCCCCUUCACUUUAAAUCUGACAUUCUUAUUGGUUAAAGCUCUUCAGAGAGUUCUUGUGAUUGGUCGUCUGCUUCUUCAUUGACAAACAUUACUUCCUGCCCACGCGAAGACGAUCAACAGUAGAAAAGUUUAGCGUUUUUAACCCUACAUCUGUAGCACCCAUGCUGCUGACGUCACAGGACUCAAAAUGAUACUUUGUAUCCGCAGCGCGUUCCUCGCUCUUUUAUUUGUUACAAUGUUGCAGUCUGUCUGCAGUGACUUUCACACUCUGGCGCAUCUGAGAGCGAAAGUUAGCGAUAAAACUCAGUCCAGAACUGUGGUGGACCUACUCAAACGACUGCUGGGAAACAGAUCUCGGGAUUUUAUCGUGUCAGUCAACAGGACUUUGUCCAACGACAGUUUAGACGUGUGCGAGCUGCGAUCCGCGAAAAACAAUAAGAUCUUGGCAGUGGGCAGCACGGGGGUGGCAGUGGCCACCGGUAUAUACAACUAUCUGAAAUACUUUUGCAACUGUCACGUGUCCUGGUCCGGAGAUCAGUUAAAUAUCCCCCGACCUCUGCCCCCUUUCACCGGCGUCCUGCGAAUCAACACACCGCACAGGUUCAGGUACUAUCAGAAUGUGUGCACUCAGAGUUACUCCACUGUAUGGUGGGACUGGCAGAGAUGGCAAAGAGAGAUCGAUUGGAUGGCGCUGAAUGGCAUAAACCUGCCUCUGGCUUUCACUGGGCAGGAGGCGCUAUGGCAAGAGGUGUAUCUGUCUCUUGGUUUUAACCAGACUGAGAUCGAUCGCUUCUUCACAGGUCCAGCUUUUCUAGCAUGGAACCGUAUGGGAAACCUCUUUCAGUGGGGUGGACCACUUCCCCAGUCUUGGCAUGUUAAACAGCUCUAUCUGCAGUUUAAAAUCUUGGACAGGAUGAGAGCUUUUGGAAUGUUACCUGUAUUGCCCGCUUUUUCAGGAAUUGUUCCUGAAGGUAUUACCAGGUUGUUUCCCAAAGCAAAUGUGACCAAGCUAAGCCCCUGGAGCCAUUUUAACUGCACCUACUCCUGCGCUUAUGUGCUGGACCCACGAGACCCGCUCUUCCAGCGAAUCGGAGCACUCUUCCUGUCCCAGGUCAUUAAGGAGUUUGGAACAGACCACAUUUACAACACAGACACCUUCAAUGAGAUGAGCCCUGCCUCCUCUGACCCCACUUACUUGGCAUCUAUUAGUCGUGCGGUUUUCAGUACUAUGACUUCAGUGGAUCCUCAAGCAAUUUGGCUGAUGCAGGGUUGGCUCUUUAUCAGUAACCCUUUAUUCUGGAGACCUGUCCAGGUCAAGGCCUUGUUACACGGUGUCCCCCUGGGGCGAAUGAUUGUCCUGGAUCUCUUCGCUGAAUCCAUGCCUGCUUACUCUUCAACUAACUCCUUCUACGGCCAGCCUUUUAUCUGGUGCAUGCUGCACAAUUUUGGGGGGAAUAGUGGCCUGUUUGGAAUGGUGGAUCGUAUUAACUCUGGCCCUUUUGACGCCCUCCGAUUCCCAAAUUCCACACUGGUCGGGUUGGGUUUAACUCCCGAGGGCAUCGAACAAAACCCGGUAGUUUAUGAACUCAUGAGUGAGCUGGCCUGGCGCAAAGAACCCGUCAACCUUUCCAAGUGGGUGUCGCUUUACGCCUUGCGUCGCUAUGGUAGCCUGGACGAGAACCUGGUGUUGGCGUGGCGACUUUUGUUUCAUAGCGUGUACAACUGCACUUUUCCGCAAUACAAGAACCACAACCGGAGUCCUCUGGUACAUCGGCCAUCGCUGCACAUGCAAACGGACAUUUGGUAUGAACCUGCUGACUUCUACAAGGCAUGGGAACUGCUGUUUGAGGCCGCGCCAGGGCUAGUCUCUUUGAAAACCUUCCAAUAUGAUCUUGUUGAUGUGACACGACAAGCGCUUCAGCUUCUCACAACAGAAUUCUACAAGGAAAUACGAGAUGCGUUCCAGGCCCAAAAGCUUCCUGAUCUCCUGACUGCCGGUGGCGUUCUUGUCUACGAUCUCUUACCUGAAUUGGACCGCCUCCUUUCCAGCAAUGACCACUUCCUUUUGGGGGCGUGGCUUGAGCAGGCACAAUCUCAGGCUAUGGAUGAACAUGAGGCGCAACUGUAUGAUAUGAACGCUCGAAAUCAGAUCACACUUUGGGGACCCGACGGCAACAUCCUGGACUACGCCAGCAAAGAGUGGGGCGGUCUAGUGGAAGACUAUUAUUUACAGCGUUGGGGUUUGUUUGUUAAUACGCUAGUGGAAUGUCUGGACAGAGGAAGACCAUUCAAACAGGACGUCUUCAACCAAGCUGUGUUUCAAGUCGAGAAAGGGUUUGUGUACAACCAGAGAAAAUAUCCAAUCAAGCCACUAGGGGACACGUAUGACAUUGUACGACGGAUCUUUCUCAAGUACUACCCAUACGCCAUGAAAAGGUUAAAGUGAAGUGACCACUAUGCAUUUGAUGCUCAGAAAUUAUUCACAAAGCAUACAGGAAUCAAAGUGAUACAUACAUAUGAUGGGAAACAGUCAAAACACCAGCUUCCAAUGUUUUCUUUAUAAAGAUGAGUGGCUAUUCAUGCUGUUUAAAUGAUUAGGACAAGAAAAUGAAGGCCUGUCCAGGAAAUGGAGGAGGAUGCAAUUUUUUCUUUCAUGUCAACUACUUUGAAAGACUUUUUAUGACCUUCUGAGAAGUAUUCAGUGUCUCCUAGACCUGAUAAGACAUUUCUGAAUGCAUUAUGUAUCAGUAUUUCACAUUAUUCAUCCAUAUCGCCACCUGUUGUGCAGGGAGGAGAAUUAUAGUAAAAAAGUACUUAAAUAUUGAUCCGUUUCUCACCCACUCCUAUCAUAUCGCAUCUGAAGACAUGGAUUAAACCACUGGAGUCUUAUGGAUUACUUUUAUGCUGACUUUAUAUGCUUUUGGUGCUUCAAAAUUCUUAUCACCAUUCACUUGCAUUGUAUGGACUUACAGAGCUGAAAUAUUCUUCUAAAAAAAAUUUGUAUUCAACAGAAGAAAGUAAGUCAUACACAUCUGGGAUGGCAUGAGGGUGAGUAAAUGAUGAGAGAAUUUUCAUUUUUGGGUGAACAAACCCUUUAAGUGUUUACAAUGGGACAGCACACUUGCAACAUAUUGGCCAAGCAUUUGCGUUUGUGUUUGCUUACUUGUGUAAAGUAUGUUUUUGGCUAAAGCUUUACCAAUGUGCAGUACAGGAAAUUUUACUGCCAGAGUUUCUACUGUCAUUUCAGGUUUUUUGUACUGUAUGUACUGAUUUUAUUGUGCCACCCCUAACAGUGUCCUGUAGACGCUACAUGAAGGCAUUGUUAUGAUUUUGUUAUUUUGUUAUAUUAAAAGACACUGGGCCAUUCCCCCUGCCUUGGCCUGCCAGACAAAACACUGCAACAUAUAUAUAUAAAAAAAAAUUUUUUUUUGGUUUGUGUGGAAAAAGUAGUUUGGAUUUUAGGAAGCAAAAUACAUUAAAGAUUAAAGGAAUUAAACCAGUAACUUCACAAUCAUACCAAAAAGUUCCGUAUAUCAAUUAAUCCAUAUAAAUUAUACACCUGGAUUUUCUUGUAGAUUUAUCCUAAUGCUGUUUUUUUUUUUACUUGUUUUUUUAAUUUUUUUAUUGACAACCUAAAUAAAGUGCAGGUUGACCUACCUCUGAAUUCAAUUAAAUAUAUUUUAAGUGUACAAUAUUUUGACACAAUAAUUGAUUAGUCUACCCCAGGUAAAUAAUUUCCUUUCUUUUUUUUUUUUCUUUUUUUCUUUCUUUUUUUGUACAGCAGAAAAUGGUACAACUAACCAUAUUAUAGCAUCAGAAUAGACGUAGUUGAACAUUCCGAAUACUAUUUAUUUUUAGGUUAGUUUCAGAAUAUGGAUCUUAUUUAGACAGAAAAUCUGUAUUCAACAGCCUGUAAUUUUUGUGUUGAUUCUUAUUAAGUUCUUUGUUAACCAACAUAAACAAAAUCAUAUUAGACACUUUAUAUAUUAGAAAUUGUUGAAAGUGAAAAGCUAUUUUUGUAUUUUGUCAAAUAAAAGCCAUACUUUUCAUAAUAUUUUUGCUAGUCUUUUACAUUUAUACACUUAAACAGCCUUCAUUUUAUCAGGGUUCAGAAUAAAGUAUGAAUGUUUUGAGUAUGAUUGUCUUUGUGAUACUGUGAAGGACCUUGUUGGAGAACGAUCUCUGUCAUUGGCUUUACAUGGGGAGCAUGAAUGGUGUGUAUUUAUAUAAACUAGAUGAGCACACACAUUAUUCUCUGCUUUGUUAGUGCUGUUUGACGGACAGCACAAGACAUUGUGUGUUCCUAACUAGCUGAAUAGGUGAAUAGGCUCUUUAGAGCCGUGAUGGUCUCUCAUUUAUACAGGAGGACACAGAAGUGUUCAAAGUUUUGCUGACAAGGUUGUCCUUACAGUGAGUACUUAUUGAAAAUGACUCUUUUUUCAAAGUAAAAAGACUCUUAAGGUGAAGUUGGGAUUUGUGUGAACUAUUGUGAAAGUGUACAAAAGAUUUCUGUGAAAGAAUAUGAUCCCAAGGAGAACUUGAGCUGAAAAGCGUUUAAAAUCAUUUUAUACAAUACACUGCAGAUGUUACAGACAAAUUUCCGAUACAUACCUAUUUUAGAUUUUACCAUGUACACAAGAUAUAAGAAUAUCAACAUUGUGGAGAAUUUCAGUAGAUUAUACAUGACCAAUAUAAAUGUAUUUUCUGAAAUUUGAAACACAUAUCAGCAACAUUAACACAUUUCAUCACUUUUGUUGGAUAUACAGUGGGAUGCGGUCGAAAAGUAUGAGCCCACUAGUGGAAAAUGCUUCUAUUUUGCAUCUUUGUAAUUUAAUAAAAAAACAUUUUCAUUAAACAUUUAAAAGUGGAAUAGAAAAAUUUACAUGAGAAUUUCUUAGUAUUUGUAUUGCCCACAUUUUGCUUUAA
This is a messenger RNA of Myxocyprinus asiaticus (Chinese sucker), 5003 nucleotides long. RefSeq names its product alpha-N-acetylglucosaminidase-like. The record is from RefSeq and is a predicted model, not a curated record. NCBI's taxonomy places the organism in Eukaryota, Metazoa, Chordata, Actinopteri, Cypriniformes, Catostomidae. The transcript has 7 exons. The coding region runs from base 265 to 2523 and encodes 752 amino acids.